UUCUGCCCCCACUCGGACGCGCUUGCGCAGUGCCCGGACGCGGGCGUUUCUCCUUUUUCUUCGAAUCCGGUUUGAGGGGUAGAUUCGAGUUACAAAAUGGCGGCCUAGAGUGCGCUCCCCGCCGUUUCCCUGGUGGUCUCUGGCUUAGUGGAUGUCUCCGCGUCUCGGUGCCGAGCUCACAGACACGCGGCCCCCGGGGGACAUGGUGUUGGAGACUCCGGGCUUGCUGGCCACCAAGUCCUCCGAGGCUCUCAGCGCACCGGAAGCGGCCCGCCGCCGCCUGGGCCCCGAGCGCAGCCAUCGCCACCGCGUCCCUGCUCGCCGCCGCGCCCACGAGCCAGCGAGAGCUGCGGCGGCCGCCGGAGAGAUUCGAAAAAAUGGCCAAAAGAAUUGCCGAGAAGGAAUUGACAGAUAGAAACUGGGACCAAGAAGAUGAAGCUGAAGAGGUGGGAACAUUCUCAGUGGCCAGUGAGGAAGUCUUGAAGAAUAGAGCCAUAAAGAAAGCAAAGCGGAGAAAUGUUGGGUCUGAAUCUGACAGUGGAGGAGCCUUCAAAGGUUUUAAAGGCUUGGUUGUGCCUUCUGGAGGUGGAGGGUUUUCUGGAUUUGGUAGUAGCCCUGGAGGGAAGCCUCUGGAAGGACUAUCUAAUGGAAACAGCACUAGUGCCCCUCCCUGCACUGGUGCAAGGGCAGCAGCAGAGCCUAAGGCAACCUUUGGUUCUUUUGCUGCAAAUGGCCCAACUGCCUUGCUGGAUAAAAAGAUUUCAGAUCCCAAAACCAACGGCAGCAGUCCACAGCCCUCGUCCUCCAGCCUUGCUUCUAGCACAGCCUGUGCAGGGAGCACCUACCACAAACAGCUGGCGGCCUUGAACUGCUCGGUUCGGGACUGGAUAGUGAAGCACGUGAACACAAACCCCCUGUGUGACCUGACACCCAUCUUUAAGGACUAUGAGAAGUACCUGGCCACUAUUGAGCAACAGCAUGACAACAGUGGCAGUGGAAACUCUGAAAGCGGAACAAGCCAGAUGUCAGUUGACACACAGACCCCUUCCCUGUUUGGUUCAGCAAAACUACCACAAGAGUCAACAUUUUUGUUUCAUGGCAACAAAACUGAGGACACAUCUGAGAAGAAGAUGGAAGUUGUGUCUGAAAAGAAGACCGACACAGCACCAGAAGCAGCAAGUGUCUCGUUUAAUUUCGGCAAGAAAAUUGAUAGCUCUGUUUUGGGCUCACUGAGCUCUGGUCCCUCAGCUGGAUUUUCAUUUUCACCUGGAAACUCCAGUUUAUUUAGUAAAGAUACUACCCAGAGUAAACCAGUUUCUUCACCAUUUUCUGCCAAAACAUUGGAGGGUCAAGCAGAAGGUGGCAGUAAUGAAAGCAAAGGUGGAGACGAAGAGGAGAGUGAUGAGCCUCCCAAGGUGGUGGUCACUGAAGUGAAGGAAGAAGACGCUUUCUACUCCACCAAGUGUAAACUAUUUUACAAGAAAGACAAUGAAUUUAAAGAGAAGGGUGUGGGGACCCUGCACUUAAAGCCUACAGCAAGUCAGAAGACACAGCUCUUAGUACGGGCCGAUACCAAUUUAGGCAACAUACUAUUGAAUGUUUUGAUUCCACCCAAUAUGCCAUGUACCCGAACAGGGAAAAACAAUGUACUCAUUGUCUGCAUUCCAAACCCACCACUUGAUGAGAAGAGUGCCACCGUCCCUGCCACCAUGUUGAUUCGGGUGAAAACUAGCGAGGAUGCAGACGAGUUGCACAGGAUUUUACUGGAGAAAAAGGGCGCCUGAAGGUGAAGUCGGAGGAAGCAUUGCCAAGUUGCUGCUCCCCCACCUCCCUUUAAACUUAGUGUUUCUUUUCUUUGACCUUCUAAGGACUUCUAGAUAACUUAAAACUGUUGUGGGGAAGAUUAAGGCCAAUAAAACCUUUCAAUGUUUUAUUUCAAUGUCAAGGAACUGUAUUCUCCCUUCUUCCAAGACUGACAACUGUGCAAAAUACAUUCGAAUGAAAUUUUUUGGAAGUUUUUUAAAUGUUCAUUUGUUUAUUAAACUGUUAGUGAUUUCUUAA
Messenger RNA from Marmota monax (woodchuck), 2061 nucleotides. RefSeq names its product nucleoporin 50 (gene Nup50). NCBI's taxonomy places the organism in Eukaryota, Metazoa, Chordata, Mammalia, Rodentia, Sciuridae. The coding region runs from base 378 to 1784 and encodes 468 amino acids. The transcript has 8 exons. The record is from RefSeq and is a predicted model, not a curated record. Gene Ontology annotation, biological process: protein import into nucleus. Gene Ontology annotation, cellular component: nuclear pore.